AAACAACGUAAAAUGUGAAGCAAUUACGUUCUCCAAAACGGUCUGGGCGAAAAUGGCAAUGGCGUCGGUUGCAACCCCAAUCUACUCGCAGGCCGCUUUGUGUCACUCUUCCUCCGGAACAGCUCCUCGCCUCCUCCCUCGACCCCGUCAAUCCGUUUUUUUGCAUCCCUACGGAUCGUCCCCGCUUCCUCAAUCAUGUUUCCCCCCAUUUUCCGAUCGUUUCUUAUCAGAUUCGGUACGGACGAGACAAUCGACUUGCGCCGCCCGAUCAUCCGCCACGGAGAGACCGGAAGAAGAAGAAGAAGAUCCGAACUGGGAUGCGCCGCCAGAUGAGGAAGUCGAGGAUUUGGGCGUCAGAGUGGCUUUGUCGGUGCUCAAGUUCUACAAGAGAGAAAUUUCGCCGUUAAUGCUGCCAAGCUGUCGGUGUGUGCCUACGUGCAGUGUGUAUUCGAUGGAGGCAUAUAAGAAGUAUGGAGUAUUAAAGGGAACAAUUUUGACUGCUUGGCGUCUCUGCCGUUGCAAUCCUCUCGGUGGUACUGGAUUUGAUCCUCCAAGGUGGUUUGGCGAGGAAAAGCCACAUGAGAAACCUUAAGAAACGGAUACUGAGGAAGGUUUGGCCAAACAUUGGCUGCAAUGAAGGACCCAAAUUCAUACCCACAAAUUGCGGAUUGCCAUUUGUUCGGUCCAAUUCAUUCCGGGCUUGUUUUGCUAAUCUCAAUUCUGGGACAUCGGGAGGAAUUCUAUAUCCUCAUUUUGAUCCCGACAUUUCCCCAUCUAUAUCUAUAAAUAGAGCAAUAUAAUGUUCUUAAUAGCUAUAUUCUUUCAUGCUUUAUAUUUCUUCCCAAUUCAAUCUUAGUAAAGGAAAUAGAUUCUUACAUUUAAAUCAACAUGGCUCUACUUGCCUUCUUUAACGGGCGAAGUCCAGAAGUUUUCAUCUCAUCUCUAUUUAACUUCAUCCGCAACAGGGGUUGACCUGUAAAUGU
Messenger RNA from Zingiber officinale, 983 nucleotides. RefSeq names its product UPF0161 protein At3g09310-like. The coding region runs from base 53 to 592 and encodes 179 amino acids. The record is from RefSeq and is a predicted model, not a curated record. NCBI's taxonomy places the organism in Eukaryota, Viridiplantae, Streptophyta, Magnoliopsida, Zingiberales, Zingiberaceae. The transcript is spliced from 5 exons.